AUGUUGCUGCUGGUCUGGCUGCUGCGCCACCUGGCGCUCUGUUUGGGUGCAGUGCAGCCCGUGGACGAGUAUCGUCCCUCGGAGCUGGUGAACGCCGCUCUGCACGUGCUCGAGAGCUCGGUGGGUCCGCGCUUCCAUGCCCUGUCCAUCAUGGAGCUGUCGCGCUCGGAUGCGGAGCAUCGCUAUCAGCGCCGCGCGAUGAGCUACCUGCUCCGGCGGCUGAACGAGCGGGUGGCCGUGCAGCUGCUGCAGGACAAGCCCAUCGAGCAGCCGCGCGAUUACAUCCUGUUUCUGGUGGACACGCCGCAGGCGUUCCGCGCUCUCCACUUUCAAUUCGCCACAACCCUCUUUGAUCGCGAGUUCAAUUUCCUGAUACUGCUCAGCUGGCGCGUGCAGGAGGAGCAGGCGCUGCUGGCGGGACUGCACGACAUCUUUGCGAAAUGCCUCCGCUUCCAUGUGCUGAACGCGGUGGUUAUCGUGGAGUCAGCGGAUCCCAGUGUGGUGCUGUUCUAUGGCUUUCGCCUGUACGCGCCCGACUGCAAUGUGUCCAUCACGCCGGAGCUGAUCAAUCGCUUUGCGCAGGGCCAGCUGCUGUCGCGGGGUCAUCUGUUCGGGCGUGCGCUGCGCAGCUUCUAUGGCUGCCCGCUGACCGUCAGCUGGUAUCCGUUGCCGCCGUUUGUCAUGUUCACCGGGGAUCGGGAGGAUCCGGAACAGCGGCUGGAGACGUGGCGGCUGACGGGCGUCGAUGGGGAGCUGCUCAAGCUGCUGGCCACGAUCUUUAAGUUCCGGCUGCGUCUGCUGCCGCCGUGCGAGAAAAAGACGCUGGAGCACAGCUACAGUUACAGCGCCGACGAUUGCUUCCACCAGCUGGGCGUGGGCAACUCCUCGGUGGCGAUUGGCGCGCUGAGCGCCUCCCAUUUGCAUCGGGAACGCUUCUCCACGACCAGCUCGUACCAUCAGAGCGCUCUCGUGUUUGUCGUCCGCACGGAUCACUAUAUGGGCGCGGUCAAUCAGCUAGUGCAGCCCUUUUGCGGCACCGUUUGGCUGGCGCUGAUCCUCAGCUGCCUCGCUGUCCUCCUGCUGCAGUGGGCCUGGCGCCGGCGCAGCGGCUACUUCGAUUUAACCGCGUGUGCACUGCGCGUGCACACCACACUGCUCGGUAAUCCGCUGGAGGCGCGGGCCGUACCGCGAGCGGGUCCUGUGCGCUGCUACCUGGGUGCCUGGCUGCUGCUCGCCCUGGUGCAGCGCGUCGCCUACCAGGGCAAGCUAUACGAUGUAUUCCGGCUGCCCUACCAUCGGCCGGUGCCCGAGCACAUUGCCGAGCUGCUUGAGGGGGACUACCAGUACCUGUCCCCGGACUAUGUCGACUACUUUCCCCAGCAUCGGACGCAGCUGCGCACGUUCAACUUUCUGCGGCGCUUCGAGGAACUGGAGGCGGCCGAGGACGGCGCCCGGCUCACGACGAGUGCCCUGCUGGACAACCUGGCCCACUACAAUCAUUUGAACUGGCAGCACAGCCGGCUGACCCAUGUGCGGGAGCAUAUCUACCUCUACCAGCUGGUCAUGUAUCUACGUCGACAUUCCAUCUUCAAGUUCGCCUUCGAUCGCAAGCUGAAGCAGCUCCAGUCCGCGGGCAUUGUGGGCCACAUCAAUCGCUACUUCGAGCACCGCAUGCACCAGGAGCCCUACGGCCAUGCCUCGCACGAGGUCUCCCCGGUACGGCAGGAGAUGUUCUGCGGCUUGUACUUCAUCUACUACAUGAUGCUUCUCGCCGCGUUCCUUGUCUUUCUCCUCGAGCUGAUCAGCCUCCGCGUCAUCUGGCUGAGGCGUUACUUUCUCUGA
This is a messenger RNA of Drosophila montana, 1842 nucleotides long. RefSeq names its product Ionotropic receptor 7a (gene Ir7a). The record is from RefSeq and is a predicted model, not a curated record. NCBI's taxonomy places the organism in Eukaryota, Metazoa, Arthropoda, Insecta, Diptera, Drosophilidae. The transcript has a single exon. Bases 1 to 1842 code for a protein of 613 amino acids.